Molecule: messenger RNA, 2792 nt
Organism: Paramormyrops kingsleyae
Lineage: Eukaryota; Metazoa; Chordata; Actinopteri; Osteoglossiformes; Mormyridae
Gene: dnajc24
Product: DnaJ (Hsp40) homolog, subfamily C, member 24
Biological process (GO): positive regulation of ATP-dependent activity
Molecular function (GO): ATPase activator activity; ferrous iron binding
Source: RefSeq, a predicted model, not a curated record
CGGUAAAGCACGAAACAAACGUUCUCACGUGGAGCUGCCGCUGGAUCCUGUAUGUCGGAAUCUGGAUAAAUGAUGGGUUCUGAGGAUAACAGCACCGUCUUCUAACAUGAGAUGUUGAUCGAAUCGAAAUGACAGAAGAAGACCUGUUGCAAAAAGACUGGUAUGCUGUCCUGGAUGCCAGUCCAACAGAUUGCUUACAAGUACUGAAGCAGAAGUACCAAAGACUGGCGCUGUUGUACCACCCAGACAAGCAGAACCCAGAUACAACGGUGGAGCAAGUUCAGCAGUGUGUUCAGAGGUUCAUCGAGGUCGACCAAGCGUGGAAGAUCCUGGGUGAUGAGCAGACAAAGAGAGCCUAUGAUCUGCAGCGACGUGCUGGAGAGCUGAGGCAGAGCUGGCCAGUCGAUGCCCACAUAUGCUUGGAUGACAUGAGCUGGGAUGAUGAGGAGCAGGUCUACAUCUACAGCUGCCGCUGUGGUGGUUCCUACCUCCUUGGAAAAGAUGAAGCAGAAGAAGAAUCCAUCUUGUGCUGUGAUACCUGCUCCCUGAGUAUAGAGAUAAAGAGGACUUCCUGUGGAUUACAGACUGUAAAUGAAGACUCUCUAGACAUUUGAGUACUUUAAUAAGUUUAUAUACAUGUUCAGGAUACAAACAGAAUUUGGCACGUAUGAUGUGGCUCAGUGAGUAGUGAGAUCACCUCAUACCUCCCGGGUUUGGGAGCCCAUGUUGCAGGCUUCCCUCCAGCUUCUCUGCUUUCCUGCUGCAGUUCAAACUAAGUGGCAUCGCUCAGUUGUGUGUUCGUGUUCCCUGUGAUGGGUUGACGAUUUUUAUUAUUUUUUUUGUCGAUCAUAUGAUUUUAUCAGCAUGUGAAGUUUCAUUUAGAAAGUUUAUUAAGUGUUAAUCCUAGGUUACCUUUCCAUCCCUAAAAAAACUAUGCAAGUACUCAAACAAAACUUAAAUGCCAUACUGACAUUUAAACUGACGCUGAGGAUUAAACCAUUUUAAUCAAAUGGGUUACUCUUUUUUUUCCCCACAAAAAAAAGAAAUUUUUAAACUAAGCAUAAAUUUAAAUAAAAACUUUAUUGAAAGUAUCACUGUACAACAUAUUAGCUACUUACAAUAUCUUACAAUACAUUUACAGCCUGCAAGAAGCUUAAUCCCUUGGUAUAAUCCUUCCAGUUGGACUCUUGCUUAGUCUUCCAAAACUGGGUGGAGGCCAAAGCUGUGAAAGGAACACAGAGGUUAAAACACAGGAAACACUUUUAUGUACUUCAUAUACUUCAGGAUGCUUUCUGAAAUGUGAAAAGUAAAACAUUGCUCUAUUCCAUUUUAAAAUAUAAGAAUUGUACGCGAGAGUUUUAGCAGCAGACUUCUGGUUUCAACACAGACACCGUGAGAAUGCAUGUAACGCAGUAAUAAAACGGAGGAUUAAACUAAGAUCUUCAUGUUGCCACAUGCAGUAUGAGCUGCUUUUUAAAUCCCCUCGGAAGACCUUCAGACCUCAAAGGGUAAAAUGUAGCACCAGUCUUUUCUGCCUGCAGUACCUUCAAGCAAACGCGUCCUCGGAUGAGGGCAUAGGGCACGGGGCCGUAAGCCCGUGAGUCUGUCGAGUUCCUCAGGUUAUCCCCUUCCAGCCACACAUGUCCUUUCGGGACCUAGAUGCAUAGAGCAGAAUGAUGGUUCAACUUUCCUUCCAGUUUACAAAUGGUGCCAAACCUUCUUGCUCCUGCCAACUCUGCACAGAAGAACCUUUUCUUUCAUAAGCUGCUGCUGUACACUUAAGCUUCAAGAACGGUGACUUGAUAAACUGUUUUGUUAUAUUGUCUCUUUUCUUCCACAUUGGAAGAUGUUUGGGGAACAAGGUCACAAAUUUAUCAUACUUCAAAUGGGGUCAUUAGGCUGUUUGUUUAAUUCUGCCCCAUUGUAACAGAAGCAGCUUAAACAAGGCUGGCUGUGCUCAUCAGCAUCCUGGGGUCUGAACCAAGGCUAGAGCUGCCAGUGGGCCCGCAACAGACCCAACCUUAAUUGACUGUGACAUCAAUUAUGAACAAUCUCAUCACUUCAGAAGAGUAGGCUUGUCAAACAUCUAAUUAAGUGCUCAGUAGCAUAUAUGUGCAGACAGGAUCAACAACACAUUAUAUUGUAAUAAUGGCCAUCACGAAAUAGGUGUCUAUUUUUGUUUUCUCUAACUUUUCACAGCUCAGGCCACUGGACAAAAGUAAAGCAGAAAGUUACCCAUUUCCAUACAUAGUAAAGGAGCUUCUGUUACUGAAACAACAAGCAGCAGUUCAACUGAAACUACCCCUCCUCAGCCAACCCAUCCAUCCACCAAUUGCCUGCUUAGGGUAUCAGUACUAUGAUUAGGAUCUUAUCAAGCAGAGAUUUCAUUUAAAAAAAAAAAAAAUCCAGUUAGCCUAACUGAUACAAACUUCACAUUGGUACUUGUGAAACUUCUGCAAACCUUUAAGUACCAGUUGACUUCAAAGGGUAAAAGGUUAUGCUAAAACGUGUCCAGCCUAAACAUUCUCACGAUGAUGGCAUGCCAGCCUUUGCCUGUUAAAAUAAUUCCUCAUUAAUAUGUAAGCACAUGUUCCAACAGUUUGUCAUCUGUUUGGCCAGAGUGUGUGCUCUCUAAUUUAAAGAUGCCUAUGUUCUGUGUAUGUAAAUUAAAUGAUCCCCAUUUAGAGCAGAUGUAAAAAUUCACACCCGGUGCCAUUUGGCAGUCAGCUGUGUAUAAAAUGUGAACUGCACUGGCAAACUGUGCUUCUAUAUAAUAAAGCUCCUUAAUCUAC